Messenger RNA from Prunus armeniaca (apricot), 1278 nucleotides. Lineage: Eukaryota; Viridiplantae; Streptophyta; Magnoliopsida; Rosales; Rosaceae. The record is from the annotation of a GenBank genome assembly.
AUGGAAAAUAUUCGAGCUGGACUACGAGGAGAAGUCAUUGGCCAAGCAGUUGACAGUGAUGAUGAUGACGAUGAGGAUGAAUGUGAUGAUGACAUGGGACCUGGAGAGCGACGCAAUUUCAAACAAGCAUUACGUGCCUCCAAACAGUCAACAUGGGAAAGAGAACACCUCCACAAACUUCCUAAUAGAGCACAAGUUUCCGGGACAAGUGGUGGUGCACAGAUGAGACGGGGAGCAAGUGUUAGAGAAUCACAACCAACACCACCAAUGGCCCCAAGUUUAUAUAAAUCAUCCAAAGCACACCAAAAGAGUGUUUGGAGUUAUUUCACUAGAGGUAAUGUGAAGGAGGGAAUGGGGAGUCUAAUUAGCAAGUUCUUUAUCUAUGAUAAUGUCCCUGCUGAGAAGGCAUCGUCACAUCAUUUCAAAAAUAUGGUAUUGGGAUGUCAACAGGCUAGUGUUGGAGUGCAACCUCCUACUUCCUAUGAGUAUGUUGAUGCUUCAGACCAUAUAAAGAACUACAAGUAUAUUUACAAACUAUUGAGGGAUGUGAUCAUGGAGGUGGGAGACCAUAAUGUUGUCCAAGUCGUGACCAACAACGGUUCUGCAUUUGUCAAAGUCGGAAAAAAGUUAAUGAAGCAUCAUAAUGUAUUUUGGACAUCAUGUGCAACACAUUGUAUUGAUCUCAUGUUUGAGGCAAUGGGGAAGAGAGAGAAUAUUGCUAAUGUCAUAAAAAGAGCUAGAACAAUCACAAAUUACAUUUACAAUCACGCUACCACACAAUUCGCCACCAACUAUAUUGCAUUAGACAGCCUACUUAAGAAGAAAUCAGGGUUGAAGCAACUAUUCAUUAGCGAACAUUGGGCCAACCACAAUUUCAGCCGCUCAAAUGCAAGUCGUAUGGUGGAAAGUAUAGUGCUUGAUCAUUCUUUUUGGACUCAAUCAGAACAUGUGUGCCAAGUGUUUGAACCUCUUUACAAAGUUUUACGGAUCGUUGACACAGAGGUGUAUCCUACUAUGGGGGCAAUAUAUGAGUUAAUGCGUGUAGUGAAGGAGGAAUCGGAAAGAAAACAUGGUGCAAGACACGGUGUUGGAGACGAUGGUACGUUAUACGUGCUGCUGUUGGCUGUUGCGAAUCUCACGGCCUGGUGCUCCGGGCCGAGGGGAUGUGCGUCAACAUGUGACGUCCUUCUUUUGGAUGCAGUUCAGUUGUGUGCGGGCGUGCCAGCACGGUCUACUGUGCGUCGAGAUGAUGAUGAGGUUCGGGUAGAAGAUGGUUAA